AUGGCCGUCCAGCUCCCCUCCGAGGCCAUCGGCCCUGCCGCUGGUGUGCUCGUCUACAGCUUCUUUUGUCUGUCUUUGAGCCUGCUUCUGUUAUGGCUGGUGUGGGUUCACCAUGAGCGGAAAAGCUAUGUGGCCAUGCUCUCAUUUUCCAUGUCGUUGGGCACACUGGCAUCCAUUGUGCAACAAUUCAACACCAUAGUCAAUUGGAACGAUGUCAAGACAUCGCAGUAUGAAAACGUGGUAGCGAACGUUGGAAGGCCCGAGUUAAACGUCACCGGCGCUUCUACAGGCUUGGACCUCGUUCUCUUUUAUAUCCAGUACUACUCAUACAAUGUGGAUGCCAUGUUGGUGGUUUUCUGGUCCGUUGAAUUGGCAAACUCUAUCCUCCAGCUUCGGAGUUCCAAGCUCAACCGCCUAAGGGGGAGUUUGUGGGCAAAGGCCAGCGCCAUAUUCCUGCCUGUCGUCCAGAUGAACCUCCUCCGUCUCGAUGUUGUUCAGAACAGUGUCUUGGGCUACAUGGUAUUGGCCGACUUUAUCAUGAUAGUAAGCUUUGCCAUCGGUAGCUUGCUUCUGCUCGCUAUACUCAUCAAGUACAUCCACUCAAGGGCUGUCCUGAUGUCGUGGAAUGUUCGCUAUGGCCAAAAUUCGACACAGACUACCAACCCCUACUCGGGUAAUGGGAGCAUGCCCUCUGGUCCUAGACCCACCAUACCUCGCAGAAACAUCUACGACAGUUGGCUUGCUGUGCGCUUCACUGUCGCAUUUGUGGCGCUAGGACUCUUCGAACUAGUCGUCAUCUUCUUCCAACUUCGCGCCACCAACACCAACACCAAGGAAAAUAUCCCACCCGAACCCGACCUCAGUGCUGCCCGGGCCCAAGACGACUUUGCCCUCUUCGUUCCCGGCGUGUCAGCCAGUCUCCUCAUCUUCAUCGUCUUCGGAACAACGCGGACUUUUCGGGACUACCUCUGGACCAAAUUUGCACCAAAGCCAUUACAGGACAUGGUCGCGAACAGGAAGGCACGGCAGAGACAAAAAUCAAUAAGCGAAGGCAAAACGAUGGCGCCACCGGUGGUCUUGUCAACCAUCCAGGUUGGCGUCAAGAGAAGCAGCCUCGGCCCUGCUAACAACACUGCUGGCGACGACUUUAAGGGUGCGCAGACAUUGACGACCAUCAAUGGACACGAGUAUCGGACCGGGCAGUACACGAACUUUAUACAUAGCGCGACCCCGAGUCCCACCGCUAGUCCCGGCCCUGGUAGUGAGGUUGAUCUUGAGACCGGGAAUGGGAAUGGACAUGGGCUUGGGCAUGGAGGUCACGGAGGUCACGAAGGUCACGGAGGUUACGGGAGCUACGGGGGAAAUGGGACGCAACGAAUGCACUUGCAGACGACGUCGACGCCCUUUGGCGUGGUCAGGAGCACAAGCAGGACGGAUGAUGACGUUCCGAUUUUGAAGAAGGCGAUGCCUACUUUUCAGAGAGGCUAUCGAUAG
This is a messenger RNA of Sordaria macrospora k-hell, 1494 nucleotides long. RefSeq lists its product as uncharacterized. NCBI's taxonomy places the organism in Eukaryota, Fungi, Ascomycota, Sordariomycetes, Sordariales, Sordariaceae. The record is from RefSeq and is a predicted model, not a curated record.